Molecule: messenger RNA, 2226 nt
Organism: Nematolebias whitei (Rio pearlfish)
Lineage: Eukaryota; Metazoa; Chordata; Actinopteri; Cyprinodontiformes; Rivulidae
Gene: spint1b
Product: serine peptidase inhibitor, Kunitz type 1 b
Exons: 10
Coding region: 133-1629 (498 amino acids)
Molecular function (GO): protein binding; serine-type endopeptidase inhibitor activity
Source: RefSeq, a predicted model, not a curated record
GUGUGUGUUUUUCCUGAGCAGUUGAGACACACCUGAGCAGCGCGCACUAAGGAGCGGCUCGGAUCAGAGCUUCAACGUUUGUCCACGCGCCAGGACGCAGCGGAGCGUCUCCAACUGAAAGAAGGUCUGAAAAUGUUCCGGCUCUGCUCUUCCUCACCUCUCUCCCUCCUCCUCCUCCUCCUGUCGGUCUCGCGGCCCAGCUGGGCCUCGGACUGCAGCGACAGGUUCCGCUCAGGUGAGGACAACUUCGUGAUUGACGGAAAGGACUCUGUGAAGCAGGGCGCCAAGCUGCUGUCCACGCAGAGCGUGCCCGCGGACGUGGCGUGUCAGCAGCUGUGCUGCCAGAACCCGCGCUGCAACCUGGCGCUGCUGGAGCCGCGCGCCUCGGACGCGGAGCAGGCGCGCACCUGCGUCCUGUUCGACUGCGUCCACAAAAACCGCUUCGUGUGUGAGUUCGUGAACCAGGCGGGGUACCAGAGCUUCAUCAGACUGACCGAGUUCCACACCUACCUGAAGGAACCAGGUAAGAAGGCUCCGCCCAUCGCCAACGCAGGGCGUGAUGUCGUCAUCCAGCCAGGAGAGGAGGUGACGCUCAACGGCAUCGAGAGUCUGGCGCUGCACGGCUCGCACAUCGUCAGCUACAGCUGGACUAUGGAGAGUGGAGACCCUGCCGUCCAGAUACAGAACACGGAUCUACCUGACCAGGUGAAGCUCUCCAAACUGCAGAAAGGUUUGUUCAUCUUCCAGCUCAAGGUCACCGACACCGACGGACAGUCAGCCGACGACCGGGUCAGGGUCCUGGUCCUCAGCCCCGAGCAGUCCAGCUUGUACUGCCAGGCUCCGGCGAAGGUGGGCCCGUGUCGCGCGUCCUUCACCCGCUGGCGCUACAACGCCAAGGCGGGCGGCUGCGAGACGUUCGUGUUCGGAGGCUGCACGCCCAACGAGAACAACUACCUGUCUGAAGACGAGUGUUUGUCCGCCUGCAGAGGAGUCACAGAGUCGUCAGAGAGGAGCGUCCCUCAGCCAAAGGUGUGCGGCGUGGCGUGCAGCCCUGACCAGCUGACCUGCGACAGUAACUGCUGUCUGGACCGGGGUCUGGAGUGCGAUGGCGUGAGCCAGUGCAGCGACGGUUCUGACGAGGACAAAUGCAGCAAACUGAACGAGACCUUCAGCGGCCUGCUGAGGAUCAACGUGAAGGAGAGCGCAGUACGGUGCACGGAGCCCCCCCGCACCGGUCCGUGUCGGGCGAGCUUCCCCCGGUGGUACUACGACCCCGUGGACAGGAAGUGCUACCACUUCACAUACGGCGGCUGCGAUGCGAACGGGAACAACUUCGAGGAGGACGAGGAAUGCAUGCAGAUGUGCAAAGGAGUGACCGAAAAGAACCUGUUCUCCAGAGGGAUGUUCGGCCGUUCCAGGGCAGAAGAACAGGAUGGAGGGGAUUCAGGCUCCAUCGCUCUGGCUGUGCUCUUGUCGGUGGCCAUCUUGGCUCUGCUGGCCAUCCUGGGCUACUGCUUCCUGCGCUCCCGCAAGAACCGCAACCGUGGGGCGGCCGCGUCGAGUCCGGGUCGAGUGGAGCUGUCGGAGCAGGACACGCUGGUGUACAACAGCACCACCAAACCUCUGUGAUGUCAUUUCCUCCAUGCUGGAUCUCAGCCUGCCGGUCGUUUCUGUGCUUUUAUUCUGUAAAUAUUUCAGGUUUUCUUGUUCAUCCGCCUUCAUUUUUCAUGAUUUUACCUCAGUAGUGUUCAGGCGUUAUUAUUUACAGUGAAAAGUUAUUAGAAUAAACAAGUCUGACUUUUUAACGACCAAACAAACGGAGAGAUCAGCAGUUUAGCUUCAGAAUGAACUUUUGAAAUGAAACCAGUUCCCAUCAGCCUGACUUUAGUGGAUCAGCUGCAGGACGGGUGGGCAGCGUUUUCUCAGGUCUGUCCUGUUUUUUAUUGUUUCCUGUUGAAUCUAUUUAUGAAUCAGUGUUUGGGUCUCAGGUUUAUUCAGAUUGAAAGCACUUUGUGUCUGUAAAUAUGAAGUCAAGUGUUUUAUCGACCUCUGCUGGUUCAUUUUUAAUGUUUGCUAAUAAAUCUAGACGGAAACUCAACGUCUGUGUCCAGCUUUGAAUUUCUGACUGAAUUAACUUUUAAUUGGAAAACUUUACAUCUAAUGAAAACAACCACAAAGCUUCACUAAAAUUAAUCAAGUUCCAUCAGCAGCAAGUAAUAAAUGACA